GUUCGCAUGGCUUACUUGUUACAUUCCUAAAUGUUCUUAUUUGGUUUUGGACUAAUAUCAUCACGACAACAGGUGAGGAGACAGUUGCAAGGAAGUAGAUUACCCCCACGCCCUUCCUGCCUCCAGCCCCAUCCUCCACCUUCUCAUGGGCUCUCAAGAAAGACCCCGGGAGCUCCAAGAGCCGAGGGCGUCAAAAAACAACCGUCAGAGGGUGGUACCACCAUGAACACUAAGUCCAAGAGCUCAAGUGCAGCUGCCCGGUUGAAGGCCGUGAUGAGGUCCUCUGGGAGUAAAACAUCUGGACUACCUCCUACCAUCCACCUGCCCUGGAACAAAGCCAGGGUCAGACCGGUGGAAGAGAGGGGAGGAGGUAGAGACAGAUUGGAGGGGGAAGAAGGAUUGGGAAAGGGAUGUGAGAGAGAGGAAGCGGGGAAAAGAGAAAACAAAUGGGGAGGAGGCGGUGAAAUGACAGAAAGCGGUAGGGAAAGAGGAGACAGAGGAGAAAUGGUAACAUGGGGAAGAAACAGCAGAGGUGGCGUGACAAACAGUGUGAUGAGAAAUGCUGCUGAAGGAAGAGAAGGCGUCAGGCCAGAGCAUAGGGGAGAGCUCCCUGGCUUGUCGUCCUCUGGCUACUUAGCCAGUCUGGACAGCGGCUUGGUCAUUAACGGGAGUUAUUUCCAGACAUCCAUUGAAGCCAGCAAACCCCCGCCAGUGAAACAAAAGCUAAGCGAGGCCCUCAGUUUUAUCUCCCUCACCAGAAGGCUCCACGGACCCACCAGGGUGGGAGACGAACAGUGGAGCAAUGGAAAAAGCUGGGACAGAGCAGGGGAGAACAGUAGGAAGAUGGAUGGCUCUGUAGGAGAUAUGAGUGUUUCCUCAUCAGUGUCUGAGAGAGCUGUGGGAGAGGGGAGGAGGGGUUGGGAGAGGGAGUUAGGAGAGGAGAAUAGUUCCUCCGAGGGGUGGUGGAAGAAAGAAAAAAGAUUUCAUGACAGUGAUUCAGAAACAGGAAGUGGCAGCAAAGUGUCCCACACAGGUAGCCCCACUGCAUCUGUUACAGACAAGCACGCCAACACUGAAUCUGAUACAGAAACACAAAACAAUGACUCUGACUCAAUAACAGAAAUGGAAGAGGGAACGCCUGACACAGGCAGAGAGUCAGAGAGUGGAAGCCACUAUGAGGAGGGAGAGGGGUCAGAGUCUGAGAGGGAGUCAGGGUUAGAGAGUGAGGACGAAGGGGAAGAGUUGAGCAGAAAAAGCUCGAAGGGUAGUGUUAGUAUCAGUUCGGCAAGUAGCAACAGUAUUAGUAUUAAAAACAGAAGCAGUGGUGCCAACUUAAAGAGAGAAAGCAGGCAGCGAGAGAGGAGCAGCCACUUUACAGUUUGUAGUGCGAGGCCCCAAACGUCUAGACACUCCCGCUCUUCACAUGAAACAACAGAGGAAGAGAAUGAGGAAUCAGGAGAGGAGGAGGAGGAGGCGAAAGGCGCUGGGUCACGAAGGUCUUUGUCGAGCAGGCGAGCCACCAAACACAUCCGAUCAGACAUCAGCUCAGGCGUGAUCGACACCUCGGACGACUUGUCACCCAUCGUCGAGGACACCGAGGAGGAGGAGGAGGAGGAAGAGGAGAGAAGCAGCAGCCAUGGCGAGGACGAAGAAGAGGGGGAUUUGGAAAAUGAGUCGGCCGAUUGAAAUGCAGAUGAGGCACGCGAAAGAUUAAAUUCUUUGCCACUAAGUAAGAUCUCAUGAAAAUGCCUGGUUUGGGUGUGCAGUCAUUACCUGGGUGGAAUUUAUUAGUGUAAUCUCUCUCUCACCCUGUUUGCUGUGUGUUACAUUCGCAGGAGUUUAAAUUGCAUGCAUGUCCUCUGCUGCCCUCUCUGAGUAUCUCCUUUUUCUAACCAGCCUAUCUCCUCUCCUCUCCUUCGUCUGUCUUGCCUUCUUUUGUAACAGCUCUAGCGCACUUGUGGAAGCGGUCGACCGGUUUACGUCCGGUUUACGUCCAAGUUGACUUGUCUCAUUUUCUUUUUGUGAAAGUGCCAAGCUGCGUAUUUCUCUGCUGCUGCAGCUGACAGAUUGUUAAUAAUCACUGACCUCUCUUUGUUGUGCUAAAGGUUCGCUCAAGCUUUUUUUUAUUAUUCAUUCCUUUUCUGUGUCUAUCAUUCUCCCUGUAUCAGUCAGUUCUUCCGGUACCUGUUAUCUGCAGGGAAAAAGAUGUUUUCUUUGUGACGGUGAACGUAUCCUUUCUUCCAUACUAUCGAGGUUAAAUGGAAAAACUGUGGGUUAUAUUGUGCACUUGCAGGUCAGUUAUUUUGAUAACAGCUUCUGUCCUUCAAAAGAGUGUGUGUGCACAGCAGUGUUUGCUCUCACCUAACAAAGAGGAGGUUUUACUUUCCUAGUGUUUUAUAUUAUAAAGAGUUACGUCCAAUAUCGGGUUUAAUAUUCAUAAUAUUAUAAAAGCAUUUCCCUUGCUUUCUUUAGAUGAAAUGCUAAGCAACACAUGAUGAAAAGGCUGCUUUGAAUUGCUAUCAUACAGAAUAAAAUAUCUGGAGCAAACACUGCUGCACUGACCGGCCUUUGCUGUGUAAAAUGUGUGCAGUGUGAGUGAAAGUGCUACUUCUAGUUUUGUACAUGUCUUGAUUACAGGACAAUCUGAAAAUGGUCGCAAAUGACAUAAGAGCUUACAGAACCUUAACGUGAGUUGAAAAUGUUUCUCCUGAACACUGAACACCCAAAUUUAACACCCACAUGUUCUGGUAAGCCUCGUCCACACAAAGACGCGUCACUUAGGAGA
Messenger RNA from Micropterus salmoides (largemouth bass), 2785 nucleotides. RefSeq names its product sodium/potassium/calcium exchanger 1-like. Bases 31 to 1686 code for a protein of 551 amino acids. NCBI's taxonomy places the organism in Eukaryota, Metazoa, Chordata, Actinopteri, Centrarchiformes, Centrarchidae. The record is from RefSeq and is a predicted model, not a curated record. The transcript has a single exon.